CCUGGAUACCACAGCCUCGCUCGAUACAUGCGAGAUUGACAUACACAUGCAGCCUCCUGAUGAAAGCCAGCUCUGGUGCCACAGCCCGGGCCCGUCCCUGUGGAAACUUAUUGCCGAGUAUGUUCCGGAGUCAGAGCUGUCAAAGAUCUACACAGCACUGGGCCACGUUGUGGUUGACAUGUACACAGAAGUUCACAAUGAGGCAGAGAUGUGGUAUAAGAUGUGGCAGGAGAGCCAGCGAGGAGGACAAAACAGCAGCAGGACGGGAACCCCGCUCUCCUCUCUCACUGACCCGCCUGCAAUCAAAGAGCUGGUGAGAGCUGAGGUCAAGAUGCUACUACAGACUCUCAGAGAGAGAGCCAACAGGGGGGGAAGAGACGGCGAGGAGCUCCUACUGCGGUACAAACCUGAGACAGUCAGUUAUGCCCUUGGGCACCUUGACAGCUCUAACGGCGACUGCAUCAGCCGUGGAGAUACUGAUAAUGGAAGCAGACCGAGCUCUCGCUGCUCAGUCAGGUCCUGCGCUGAAGAUGAGAUUGAGGCAGUGAGAGACAAGCUGAACAUCACUGACAUUGACCAAGUGGUGGAUCACCUCAAAUCUGUCCUUGUGGAGGAAUGUGAAAUGCUGAACGGCCUGGUGCGGUUUUUCAAGAGAAAUAUAAAACAAAGGUGCAGGAGUCAAAGUGAAUGUGAGAUAUCUGAACCUUCACUUGCAGAGUUAAGAGAGCUACGAGGAGUGAUACAAGACGAGUUGGAGCUUUACCCCUCUUCACUCGCAGCUUCACCACAUUCUCUCCCAGUGAAGGAAAUGAAAACCAGGUUCAGACUAUCAGCAGGACAAAAGGCCUCUGAUGAGACUCUACAAUCUUUACACUCUUCAUUAGUCCUAAGACCACAUCCACCUUCUCCACUGUGUCUCCCUAAACCCAGGCCACCGGUUGGACCUCGUCUCACUAAGACCUCUGCAUCCUCCAAACCAGUUCUCCCACCCUCAUUGUCCAGGACUUACAGUCAACACAGCACAGUAUUGUCCAGUAAGCUGAGCAGAACACCAAUCUGCAGCAAACUCACUACUUUAGGGCAGGUGAACAGUCACUCGCCUCUCAUCAGUGGUCAGAUAAUGGUUAAGAGCAAACACCACUGUGGUCUUUCUCCAGAGCGAGACAGUACCGAUCUCCACCACAGGCCCUGGACUUCUAGUCCUCGUUUCCAAACACAACCUCAGAGAAACUUACCGUUUCUCAGUGGAGAUGAUCCAUCAUCCCAUCAUAGUAUUAUUCACAGCCUGAGCAGCGAGUGUGAUCCGUCAGCACAGAGGGAGAGACAAAGCUUCUCUGUCAGUAAUUCAACAAACAACAGUAUUCCCACCUCACUUAUCCCAGCACUCUGUCAUAUGAGUGGGUUCAGAAAUAGCAGCAUUGACCAUUCUGGGUCAACAACGGGGGAAUCAGAGAUGCUGAAUGGGCAGAGGAAAUGCACCGGUAUUGUGUCAUCAUUACAAGAGGAUAAUGACAGAGCUAAGACUAUUUCUGAGAGAUCCCAUUAUUUUGUCAUGUCUGAACCUGGGAGUCCCAGUGACAGGGAAAGCAAGAGUCACAUUGAUGGAAAUAAAAGUAGUCAUUUUAGGAAGGAUUUAAUCCAACAGCAAAGCCUUAGGAGCUGCUGUUUGACAGAUCUCUCCUCACAUCAUUCAGACAGUGGUUAUGAACAAGAGCAGGCCAAAUGCAGUCAGUCACUGCCUGUACAGUUAAGUGGAAAAUAUGUUACUUUCCCCAAAAGACAAGUAAAAGGUAAACCGACAAGGGUCCACGAGGCUCAAACAGAGUCUAUCAACAUGUUUUACCAACCAGUGCCUCCUUCAAGAGUGUCAACAUGAAGUCCACCCCAUACUAAAGAGAACAUGUUUGUGUGAUUGUCAUAUAUGUGACAUCUGAAGCAUAAUGCAUUCAUUUUAAGCUCAGUGAGCAUGUGGUAAGAAUACUGAACAAUUUCACAGCUGGAUUUGGUUCUUCUUCUUUUUUAUAUCAAGCCUUAAUCAUAAGACUUUAUAGAUUAAUUCCAACAGACACGGGUAGUAAUUAUAGUGCUUUGAACUGUGUAAAUAUGUAUGUAACGUAUACGUAUUUCAUUUAAAAUGUGUGCUAAACUAAAACAUGUACAGAAUAAAUGUUUAAAGACAAUUGUGUUGACAGUGA
Messenger RNA from Solea senegalensis (Senegalese sole), 2195 nucleotides. It is a transcript of the gene ccdc24, whose product is annotated as coiled-coil domain containing 24. Lineage: Eukaryota; Metazoa; Chordata; Actinopteri; Pleuronectiformes; Soleidae. The record is from RefSeq and is a predicted model, not a curated record. The transcript has 9 exons. The coding region runs from base 47 to 1876 and encodes 609 amino acids.